AAGAGAGGAAGGCUUAAAGAGCCAGACUGCGCAGCCAGGACUGGGGUGAUGGGCGCUGUCCUGCCAGGCCGGAAAAUGAAGAUGUAGCCCCGCCCCCAACCUAGGGAGUACUACCGGCCCCGUUCCUGUCCUUCCCCGCAACCUCGACCCCAUCCCACCCCAGGAACCUCCGCGAAGCUGAGCCAAGACCACUUCUGAACCAGGGAUGACCAGUGAACCUAGGGUCAGAGCCAUCAGUUGGAAAGGCUGAGAGGAGCCUAGAAAAAGAGGGCGACCUUCCUUGGGAUCUGUCUGUGCACUCCCUCCUUGCCUCCCCCCUCCAGCCUCCCACUUGGUAGCACCUUCCUGAUCCCCUUAUCUCUAAGGCGCUCAGGGAAAUGCCCCGCUACGGGAGCCUUCUGGGAAAUGCUGCCCUUGCCGCCCAGGAACCAUGAGCCCUGCAGCCCCGAUCCCGCCUGACUCCGCCCUGGAAAGUCCUUUUGAAGAAAUGGCCCUGGUGAGGGGCGGCUGGCUGUGGAGACAGAGCUCCAUCCUCCGCCGCUGGAAGCGGAACUGGUUUGCCCUGUGGCUGGACGGGACCCUGGGAUACUACCACGAUGAGACAGCUCAGGACGAGGAGGACCGUGUGCUCAUCCACUUCAAUGUCCGUGACAUAAAGAUCGGCCAAGAGUGCCAUGAUGUGCAGCCCCCAGAGGGCCGGAGCCGAGAUGGCCUGCUAACUGUGAACCUACGGGAAGGCGGCCGCCUGCACCUCUGUGCGGAGACCAGGGAUGAUGCCCUAGCAUGGAAGACAGCGCUGCUGGAGGCGAACUCCACCCCGGUGCGUGUCUACAGCCCGUACCAAGACUACUACGAGGUGGUGCCCCCCAACGCACAUGAAGCCACGUAUGUCCGCAGCUACUACGGACCGCCCUACGCAGGCCCCGGCGUGACGCACGUGAUAGUGCGGGAGGAUCCCUGCUACAGCACCGGCGCCCCUCUGGCCAUGGGCAUGCUUGCGGGAGCCGCCACUGGGGCGGCGCUUGGCUCGCUCAUGUGGUCGCCCUGCUGGUUCUGAGCCCUGGGACCUGCAGCACUGGCCCCUGCGCUUGGACUGCUAGACUUUUCUUCCUCCUGGACCCCGCUCUCUACCAUCCAAGCCCUGUCCCACUUUGGCCCUCUCCUCUCCAUUAGCUCCUUCCGGGUUUGGACCAUUCCCCCCACUCCCUACCCUCACUCCCCACAUGGGAAGAAGCUAUCAUCCCAGGUACAAAUGUCGCUUGAAGUCUUCACAUCUACUGCCAGACACCCCCAAAUCUGUUAUAGGCAUUUAUGGAUACAUUUCCUCUAAACAGACCAGGGCACAGCAAAUACGACUUCAUUUGGCUUCGAGUUCCGUAGACACGACAUGAAUCGGGCUCUCUGCUCUCUCGUCAGGGAGCUCGAGGCCUGGUGGGGAGAACAGGAGUAAACAAGAACUUGACAAAGCUGCAGAGUUAUCAGUCCUUUGACAGGGACAGGUGGGGCAGAGAGCAAGGCAGGUAGGCUGGAAGAACAGUUAUUGGCAGGUGUGCAGAGCCGUGAACGUCAUGGCAUGUCCAAGGAAUUAAAUGGGAGUUCAUCUGGCCUGGGGUGGAGGCCAGGAUCAGACCAUGGUGGGCCUUCUAGAUAAGGAGCUUCCUGGGUGAAAGGGGAGAUGUGAACGUUCCCUGGAGGGAAGUUUCAUGAUUGCAUCUAUAAUAUAUUGCCUGUUUUGUGAAUAUUGACAUAUGUCCAUACCCAAAACACCCCUGCCCACAACCAGCUUCCUGGCUGGUACCCAUGAUAAUAAUUGAGCUGAACCUUGGGGCCCCUCGUUGGGGAACAGGUGAGUUCUAUUUGAGACUUCUAGCCCCAGAAAACUGCCUCCGUCCGGAAAUGGCUCUCAUACCAGGAGCUCGGCCCCCUUUUUGUAGCUGUGACUGUCACCCUCUCAGGCUUUGUCUCAUCCUUCAUUCUGAGGGAGAUGGCAGUGUUCUUCUCUGGGGCCUGAUCCACCUUUACACCAGCCCAGGAAGCCCCAUCUGUGCCUGCCCUGAGGUGGUCCAGCAGUCUCCCCCUUUGGUCCCCUUCCAGUCUCUUCCCCCUUUCUAUCCCAAUCACCAAUAGAAAUGCUAACAUCCCUGCCUGGUAGCCAGACUAGCCCACUAAAGCUCCCUGUAAAUGGGGGCUCCAUUAGUUCUGCUGCAGAGACUAAUAAAGAUUUGGUUGGCUUUAGCAGU
Molecule: messenger RNA, 2240 nt
Organism: Cercocebus atys (sooty mangabey)
Lineage: Eukaryota; Metazoa; Chordata; Mammalia; Primates; Cercopithecidae
Gene: PLEKHB1
Product: pleckstrin homology domain containing, family B (evectins) member 1
Exons: 7
Coding region: 431-1057 (208 amino acids)
Biological process (GO): regulation of cell differentiation
Cellular component (GO): membrane
Source: RefSeq, a predicted model, not a curated record